CCUUUCAAUUACCCAAACCCCAAAAACCAAAAAACCAACAAAAACUCGAAUCAAUCUCCCCUUCAUUCCUAUUCUCCCACACAAACCCAACCUUUGCUUUGCUUCCCUCUUUUUCCCCAAACCCAUCUCUCCUUUUUCCCUCCUUCCUUUGCCUUUGGAUCUGAUUUUCUCUCUCUUUUUCUUUCCCUCCAAAAACUGUUUUCCCUUGCAUUCCUUUGAUCCAACCAAAACCCAGAGUUGUUUUUUUCUAAUGAUUGUAUGUUUGAAAUUGAAAUAGGAAUGCUCAUAAAGAAAGCAUGAGCAAGAACCCAAUUCGUAGCAACAGCAGCAAGUUAAACGACCACGAUUGGACUCAAGUAGUUGAAGUAAACCAAGAAGCAGAAGAAGAGUACUUCUACGAUUCCCUUGACCGCAUUGCUUCUUCUAAUUCUUGUUCCUGUUCCAACUCUGCUUCUCCUUCUUCUGACUCGGAUUCUGACCCAAUUACCCCUUCUAAUAAUGCCCACCACCCAUUUCCCGUCCCUAAAUUCCCUAAGGUUGUUUCCCAGUUCGACAUCUGGAUCUCUGAACCCUCCUCCGUCUCGGAAAGACGAACCCGUCUGCACCGCGAAAUGGGGCUGAGCCGCCACCUGGGUCUUUGCCGGAUAAGACCCGGGUCAGAAACGGAGGUCGGCGACGGACGGGAAAUGGGUAGUGGUGGUGGCGGUGGAGGUGAGUUGGGAAGAAGAUCAGUUUUGUCGAAUAGGUUGGUAAAAGAAGAGUUGGAAGAUCAAGAUCGUGGAGGAGAAAAGGAAUCCAGUUCUUCUGGAAUUGUAAGAUCGAAAUCGGAUGGUGAUUGUAGUGCUGCUGCUGUUCCUUCUUCGCCUUUAUCUCUUCGUUCCAAUUCAUCUUCUUCCAUUCUUUCUGUGGGUUUAUGUACUGUAAAUAAUAAUAACAUCAGUGAAUGUGAUCAAAGUAAUGCGGCGGCUGCUAACUUGAGACGCUGCGGAAGUAAUGGAUCUAAGCCACCCAAGGGGCGUAUUAGCAAGUGUUUGAAUGGGGAACUUAGCUUUAAAUCAUUUGGUGAUGGGGAGGCUGUUGUGGUGGACGAUGAGAUGGAUUGUAGUGAACAAGUGUGUACCAUUAAGAACCUUGAUAAUGGGGAAGAGUUUGUGGUGAAUGAGAUUAGAGAAGAUGGGAUGUGGAACAAGUUGAAGGAAGUUGGGACAGGGAGACAGUUGACAAUGGAGGAGUUCGAGGUUUGCGUUGGCCAUUCUCCGAUCGUUCAAGAGUUAAUGAGAAGGCAGAAUGUAGAAGAGGGUAAUAAAGAUAAUGCUGAUUUGAUUGUCAGUGGUGGGGGUGUUGGUGUUUCAAAGUCGAAGAAGAAAGGGAGUUGGUUCAAGAGUAUAAAGAGCGUUGCAAAUAGCGUGAAGGGUAAUAAGGAAAGGCGAAGCAGUGACGAGAGGGAUACAUCAUCGGAGAAGGGUGGGAGGAGAUCGAGUUCCGCCACUGAUGAUAGCCAGGAUGUUUCGUUUCAUGGGCCGGAGAGAGUGAGGGUAAAACAGUAUGGGAAAUCAUGUAAGGAGCUCACUGCUCUUUACAAGAGUCAAGAGAUACAAGCGCAUACAGGGUCUAUUUGGAGUAUAAAAUUCAGUUUAGAUGGCAAAUACCUUGCUAGUGCAGGUGAGGAUUGUGUAAUUCAUAUAUGGAAGGUAGUUGGAUCGGAUAGGAAAGGGGAGUUGUUAAUGGAAAAGCCUGAAGACGGGAAUUUUAACCUUUUGCUCGGGGCUAAUGGAUCUCCCGAACCGAUUCUGUCAUCGCCGAGUACUGAUUACCCUCCUGAUAAGAGGAGAAGAGGAAGGUCAUCAAUAAGCCGGAAAUCGUUGAGCCUGGACAACAUUAUGGUGCCAGAGACUGUUUUUGCACUUUCAGAUAAACCUGUUUGUUCUUUUCAAGGACAUUUGGAUGAUGUUCUCGACCUCUCAUGGUCCAAGUCUCAGCAAUUGCUCUCAUCUUCAAUGGACAAAACAGUUAGGCUUUGGGACUUGACUAGCAAGACAUGUUUGAGCAUAUUUUCACACAGUGAUUAUGUAACUUGCAUCCAGUUUAAUCCAGUUGAUGAUAAAUACUUCAUUAGUGGAUCCUUAGAUGCUAAAGUUCGCAUAUGGAGCAUUCCUGACCGUAAAGUUGUUGAUUGGAAUGAUCUGCACGAAAUGGUCACUGCUGCUUGUUAUACGCCUGAUGGCCAGCGUGCACUGGUUGGCUCAUACAAAGGAAGCUGCCAUUUAUACAAUACUUCUGAGAACAAGUUACAACCGAAAAGUCAAAUCAAUUUGCAGAAUAAAAGGAAGAAGUCUCAUCAAAAGAAAAUUACAGGUUUCCAGUUUGCACCCGGAAGUUCAUCGGAAGUUCUUGUCACCUCUGCAGAUUCACGAAUUCGUGUUGUUGAUAGUUCUGAUCUAAUUCACAAGUUUAAAGGAUUUCGGAACACAAACAGUCAAAUCUCAGCUUCUGUUACGGCAAAUGGAAAAUAUGUUGUCUGUGCUAGUGAGGACUCUUAUGUUUAUGUGUGGAAACACGAAGCUGGAUCAAGGCCUAGCAGAAAUAAAGGAGUCACCGUGACACAAUCUUAUGAACAUUUUCACUGUAAAGAUGUAUCAGUUGCCAUCCCUUGGCCAGGCACAUGGGGACUAAGAGAUAUUCAAUUGGAUGACAAUAUCGAUGAAGUUUCAACUGCCAAUCAUCCUCCUACACCUGUUGAAGAGUAUAGCGGAAAUGAGGGUUCAUUAUCGGCAUCUGGGUACACCAACAGCCCCCUCCACGGAACCAUUUCUAGCGCAACCAAUAGCUACUUCUUUGACAGAAUCUCAGCUACAUGGCCAGAGGAAGAACUUGUUCAGGUAACACGGACCUGGAGCAGCCCCAAGACAAGUGUGGACUUGUCUGGGGUUAAGAAAGACGCGGCCUGCGGUAUGGUGAUUGUAACCGCCGGCCUGCGUGGUGAGAUUAGAACUUUCCAAAAUUUUGGUGCCAGUUCGAAUAUAAUUGGGUAGGGAGGGAACACCUCAAGGGUGAAGGGAAAUGAGUUGAUAAUAUGUCAAUGCAAUCCAUUUCUCCCCACCUUUGUGUACAGUGAGAUAUUGGUUGAGGUUUGUAAUAUUUAGCCAGUUUCAUUUCUUUGUUUGUGCCUAUGCUCCUGAAUGUAGGGGAAUUGGAAAGCCACUGCAUUUGAGCAUCGAGGAAAAUAUAGAUUCGUUCGAAAAAAAAAGAAAAGAAAAAGAGAACUACACCCUGAAUUUAGAUUCCGAUGUGUUUCCGGUGUCGGAAAUUGUAGAGUUUUAAGAUUAGAGGUGGAAAGCCUAUUGAAUUGAAAAUGAAAUUCUUUUACUACAUAA
Gossypium raimondii (Peruvian cotton) is the source of this 3374-nucleotide messenger RNA. RefSeq lists its product as uncharacterized. The transcript is spliced from 7 exons. The record is from RefSeq and is a predicted model, not a curated record. The coding region runs from base 297 to 3032 and encodes 911 amino acids. Gene Ontology annotation, molecular function: protein binding. Lineage: Eukaryota; Viridiplantae; Streptophyta; Magnoliopsida; Malvales; Malvaceae.